AUUGAAUAUUUUUGUAGCGAAUUCUAUAUGACAUAAUAGAAAAAUUUUAGAAUUUUUUCUGGUCGAAUGAAACAAAAAAUCACUUAAAAAUCAAGACGUGUAACACAGGUAAGAAAGUUUGACGUUGGAAAAAUUACUGGGAGGGACGAGGAGCCGGACACGGCGUGAAUGUGGGAAAUUUCCAAGCUGGACAACCAACAGGUUUUUAUAAAGUGUAUAAGGAUGCUCUGGAUUCCUGCGAAAAUUUUAAGCUGAUGAGAAAUGUCACGUUUUAUUCUUUGUAUACGAUUAUAUAUAAGGAUAUUAGGUCAUUGCGCUUUUUCGUUGUUUCUUUUUAAUUUGUGACUUUGAAAAAAUAGAAAACAGAACAAGACGGACCGGAGACGUGAACUUAAAAAAACCCUGUUUGCUUUGCUCCCCUUAAAGAUCAGUUCAAAUUACCAUUGCUGAGCGUAGUUUGCCUAUAAACAGCACGACGAACGAAGUGAAUAUUCUGGCAUCUGUAUAGGUAAAUUCGUCAAACUAGUUUACGUACGUAGAAUUGGACAGCAUAAAAACGGACCACUAUGCUCUAAUUUGCCCAGUCUUUUGACAAAGAGCAUCACCAAUAUUCCCAUUUGCUCUCAAGCUGUGACACUUUAUUCGUGGUUCAAAAAUGCGUUUGAUUGCGCUUUCGUUGUUGGCUGUCGCGGUGUUAGCGUCUUCCACUAAUGGUCAACCAUCAAAAGUGUUCGAUUUUUUAAAUUACUACGGCACCGAAUUAGAAUCGCUUCGACAAAUGAUGACCAUGUCGUUAAUCUUGCCGGCGAGGGAAACUGUGACACAAACGACGACAGUUGUAUCCACCGUAUCGCAAUCAUAUUUCAUUCCAACGCGACAAACAGUCAUGGAAUCUACUACAUCAACAUCCACCAUCACUUGCACCAAAUCUGUCGCCCAAAGGUGUUCUAGCGUUCGUCAAAGGCCGUCGUCUACCUCACGUCCAGCAAGACCAGCAAGGCCAACGAGACCAACGCGUCCAGUACCUGCUACUAAUACGUCAACCGUUGAAACAGUCGGAGAAGAAGAGGCUGUUCACAAUUCCUCUGCCUCUACAAGUAAAAAGAGACCGGAGGAACCAGAAGAACCUGAAAUCGUCCCAUCCAUCCAAGAAAUUCUGGCCAACGAAGAAGUCAACGACAUUUUGGUUGAAGCAGCCAACGAUGAGGAUGAGCAAUUCCCCGCUAUUGCUCCCUCUGCCAUCCAGAGAGUUCAGUCUACAAAUAUGCCCAAACCCCGGGAAGGUCGUGUUGCUAAUCCGGAAGCUGAUCCUCAAUUGUUGGUGGUGUACUCCGGCAACCAACCUCAGGACAUCGAGUCCGGAUUCCUAAGCAGCUCUUAUGAUCCUGUGAUUGCGCCAUUCAGUCGACGAUAUCAAAAACCGUACAUGGCAGCUAACAAGCGAUAUGGUGAUGGGGGCCAGCAGCGUCAGUUUCUGCAGCAGUUUUUCACGAUUACGAGGAAGUCAACGAUAUUUGAAAUUGACAUUUUCACCGUGACCCCAACUUGUUCGGAGCCUGGCCGAAUUCCACAAUGCCCAAGCGGGAAAAAAAGCGAAAAAACAUAAAGAAGAAGAAGAAUUCCGUCACUGUUGAACAGAAAAAAAGGCUUUACUCGUUGAAAUGCGUCACUAACACAAACGUAUGCGAUGCUCGCAUAUUUUACGGCAACAUUUCGUUUAUAAUUUAUUGUAAUCCCUCAAACGAAAUCAAAUUGCGUUUUGUAUAAUAGAUAUUUAGCUCAUGA
Daphnia pulex (common water flea) is the source of this 1785-nucleotide messenger RNA. RefSeq lists its product as uncharacterized. Bases 656 to 1606 code for a protein of 316 amino acids. The record is from RefSeq and is a predicted model, not a curated record. NCBI's taxonomy places the organism in Eukaryota, Metazoa, Arthropoda, Branchiopoda, Diplostraca, Daphniidae. The transcript has 5 exons.